Messenger RNA from Acanthaster planci (crown-of-thorns starfish), 2539 nucleotides. Its product is annotated as estradiol 17-beta-dehydrogenase 11-like. NCBI's taxonomy places the organism in Eukaryota, Metazoa, Echinodermata, Asteroidea, Valvatida, Acanthasteridae. Gene Ontology annotation, cellular component: lipid droplet. Gene Ontology annotation, molecular function: oxidoreductase activity, acting on the CH-OH group of donors, NAD or NADP as acceptor. The record is from RefSeq and is a predicted model, not a curated record.
AAUACGAUUCAUUUCAAAUCGAGAUGAAAAGGAUACAAGUUGUAUAAGGAUUCCACAGUCCAUAACGACUGCUUCAUUUUGCACUUUGCCUCUUUAACAAAGUCAGCCGGUGUGUUCAUGUACUUUGUACAUCAAACAUGGCAGCUAAAAGGGGUGUUGUCUUGCUGUUAUAUGCGAUAUGGUACUGUAUGGAAGCCUUCUUCAAAACUUGCAUCGAUCUUUUCGUUCCUUCGUCCUUCCGUCGACUGAAAGAUGUAAAAGGUGAGAUUGUUCUAAUAACAGGUGGCGGAGCAGGGCUUGGUCGUCAUCUUGCGAUAGGAUUCGCUAAGAGGAGAGCCACCGUGGUGAUCUGGGACGUGAACCAGCACGACAACGUGGAAACAGCGCGUAUGAUACGAGAGCUAGACGCCGGAGACGUGUACGCCUACACGGUGGAUGUCAGCAAGGCCGACCAAGUGUAUGCUGCGGCCGAGAGAGUUCGACAAGAGGUCGGCGAUGUGACGAUGCUGGUCAACAAUGCGGGAAUAGCACAUUACAAACCGGUUCUGGAGUGUUCUGAGGAAGUUGUCCAAAGAACUGUCGAUGUCAACGCCGUCUCGCAUUUUUGGCUCCACAAAGCCUUCCUUCCUGCCAUGAAAGCCCAAAACAGCGGCCACAUUGUCACCAUUGGCAGCAUCAUAGCCUACGCCCCAUACAGGUCUAUGGGUGCGUACACUUCCAGCAAGUGUACCGUGAUAGGUAUCCACGAAUCCUUACAGCUAGAUCUGGCCUACGAGAACUCUGCCAUUAAAUUGACGCUGGCGUGCCCUAGUGGACUUGCAACAGGCAUGAUACUGGGACGUAUAAACACUGGGGGAGCAUUGCUCAGUCGACCUGAUGAUGCGGCCGAGGAAAUCAUAGAGGGCGUCCUUCUGGAAAAGCGGGUAUUGUGCGUGCCUUCUUCGGCUUACUUUAUGACCAUCGUUAAAAAUUUAAUACCUGUCAAACUGAUGGUGAUGUUACUCCGGUCUGUCAACUUGGAAAACACAUUCGUCGAAGACAAGGAAAAAUCUGAAGGUGGCACCGAUGGUGGUGGUGAUGAUGAUGAUGAUGAUGAUAAUGAUGAUGGGAAGGAAUAGACGGCUGUUCCAUGUCCUAAUCAGACCUAAUAGGCAUCAGGACUCGGGAAACUAUUCUUCCUUGAAACUUGUGUAUAGCCAUGGGAUUUUAGAAGGCACUUCUAAGAGCGUUAUGUGCUAAAUUUAUUAUUGCACUUUUAUAAGGGCCUCCUAUCUCACAUUUUGUAAUUCUGGUAUUAUGCAUGGCUCCUUGAAAAACGGGUGAUCAUGAAAGCUUAUACAUGUCCCGACAACAUAGUUAUUUGUACUUUAAAUUACAGGAAUUGACGUGUGAAGAAUUGUACUGGUCGGUAUCUUUACAAUGAGGAAGAUAGAGUUUAAUAAAAUAUUAGCUAUUAACAAAUCGAAGGAAAAUAACAACGUACUCCAAAUAUAGGACACAUUAUUACAUUAUUGCUGAGUGAACUGUUACGCAGAUUGAAAAUGAAUUUACAAUUAUUUUAAGGAACUCUAAUUAAAUUGAGCACAAAAACACAAACGGGCACUAUUCUGUCCAUUUGCUUUGUUUAUAUUCAUUAAUCAUUUCAUAACAAGAUCAACAGAAAUCAGAUCUUUCAUUAAUGUCAUUUUUCUCGAAAUGUUAGACAUAAUCUUUUAACCAAGACUAUCGAUUGCAAGCUUUCUUGUAUAGGAAUUGAAGUUGGUUUAUAUCACUUUCAUGCACUAGGCCUACUCUUGUUUGCGUUUCAUUUGUUCGUUUGCUUAAUUCUUUGUGUUUUCUUGUCUUGUUUGCUGCCUGUUUCACUAUUUGCUUUCUUGUUUUACCGUGACCAACAGUUCUGAGAGAACUCUUAGCUUGAAUAUAAGAAAAGACUACUUACCUGCUUUAUGAAUUCUUUUCCAUCACUCGCCAUAAUUCCUCUUGUCCAUACAGUGUAUCUUAAUCACCAAUCUGAAUAUGAUGUAGGCGGCUCUUAGGCCCGCAAAUAGCUACCAAUGCACACGGCGUCGCGUAUAAAAACGAAACAGCUCAGAUGAUCAUGAUGUCGAAAACUGCACUAUGUCAAGAUGUUCCUUCAUAUUUGUCAACUAAAAGGUUUACAGCUAUGCACUAACAAGCAAAAUUUCAUAAACGACUAUAUCUGAGGACUUUCAAGACCAAUGUUGGUAUAAUAUAAUUAUUCAGAUACUGAAGUCAAACGUAAUCUUUUGAGUAGAUCUAUUAAAAAGGGUGCUGAAAUGAAACGGUUACACUGUUAAAAAUUAUGUUGCUCAACAAUGAGUUUUCUGUGAGCGCAAGUAGCCUCCCUCAACCUUGCCUAAGCUGUUUUGUCUUCCACAAACGUUAGUGUUGGAGUCCGAAAACAACUUCUGUCCAUGUACAAAAUGAACCUCUGUAACACGACAUUAAUUUUGUAAUGAGACUUAACAUAAGGGUCUAUGUAAAGAUACAUGGAUUUUCUAUAAGUGCACGUUUGGGU